GUUGAAAGUGAUUCAUAUAAACGAAAAUAUGCGAUUUGAGUUCAGUCUUUUUAAGAUAUGGCGGUAUUCGUUACUUCUUAUCUGUAACUUAGGCUUUGAGUCCUUUUGAAACACAUUUUAUCAGGCAGUUCUGUGGGCUACUGAAACGGACACCGGUACACGCAAACACAAACAUACAGCUGUUAGAGUGUGCUAGCGCUAACUGUGUGUGGAACUGUACGAAGCGUCUGUCUUGGAUGAAAUAUUACAAGUAAUAUUGCCGUGACAAUGGCAGUCUUAAGGAUAUUUAAUUGGCUUAUAUUUUCCAGUAAUUUUACCUUUCGUCUUUUUGCUACGUUGUAAGUUACAUUAGUCAGCUAAGCAAGCUAACGUUAUGCUUAUAGUUCAUUAGCUAACUCUAUGGAUGCUCUAUCUGAUGUUAAAGUUUAAUUAAGAAGCGUCAUAACAGUUGUAUUCUUCCACAAUGGUUGUGGAGGUAGAAAGCUUCUUUGGUGUGUACAUGCUGUACUGCACCAAUCCUAAAUUCAAAGGCCGUAUUUACAUCGGCUUCACUGUGAACCCUGAGCGCAGGAUCGGACAGCACAACGCAGGACGGCACCGAGGGGGGGCCAAGAGGACCAGUGGAAGAGGACCAUGGGAGAUGGUUCUCAUCAUACAUGGAUUUCCCUCUGACAUUGCUGCCCUGAGGUUUGAGUGGGCGUGGCAGCACCCUCACUCCUCCAGGCGUCUCUCCCACGUCUCUCGGCGCUGCAGGAAAGAGUCGAGCCUGCAGUUCCACUGGCGCGUUGUCUCCAACAUGCUGCGGGUGGCGCCGUGGAACAGGCUGCCCCUGACAGCCCGCUGGCUUAAGCAGGAGUACAGGAUGGACUUUGAGCCCAGUCUGCAGCCUCCAAUGCACAUCCCCAUUGCUUUUGGGAGCGUGAGAGCCAAGAAGAAGCUGCCACUGCAGUCUGCAGGAGAGGAGGAGGAGGAAGAGGAGGAG
Molecule: messenger RNA, 982 nt
Organism: Morone saxatilis (striped sea-bass)
Lineage: Eukaryota; Metazoa; Chordata; Actinopteri; Moronidae
Gene: slx1b
Product: SLX1 homolog B, structure-specific endonuclease subunit
Biological process (GO): double-strand break repair via homologous recombination
Cellular component (GO): Slx1-Slx4 complex
Molecular function (GO): crossover junction DNA endonuclease activity; 5'-flap endonuclease activity
Source: RefSeq, a predicted model, not a curated record